CUCUCUCCCACUCUUCCAUGUUCUAAACAACGAUACAUUUUGAUUUCAACCUCCUUCCGUUCUUCAAUAGUCCGCAGGAAUUCAGUAAGGUGAUCAAAUACUGAGGGAUAACACUAAAUAAGCUUAUGGGAAUUUCCCACUGCCUUGCCAAAACAUCACACAGGAUAGAGGCGGUUCCGAAAGCCAGACACGACAAGUCCCUGCCCAGGGCAUACUGUAAACAGAUUAAAGAUGAUGAUAAUGAGCCCAUGCUUUCUGCUAAUGCCAAAUACAAAUCUUGGCUGGAAAAACACCCGCCUGCACUGAGCUCAUUUGAAGGGAUGAUGAGAGGAGCAAAGGGCAAACGGAUUGUGGUGUUUCUAGAUUACGACGGAACCCUCUCUCCCAUUGUUAAUGACCCUGACAAAGCAUUCAUGUCUGAUCUCAUGCGCUCAACUCUGAGCGAAGUGGCCACUCACUUCCCAACAGCAAUUAUAAGCGGUCGAAGCAGAGAGAAGGUGUAUCGUUUUGUAAAGUUAGAUGAAGUGUAUUAUGCCGGUAGUCAUGGUAUGGAUAUUAUGGGACCUGCAAAGCAACUGGAGUCUGAUGAUCGCAAAUACCAGACCAAAACCCUUGAUAAUAAGGGAAAUGUAUUCACCCUUUUCCAGCCAGCUCAAGAUUUUCUGCCUCAAAUCAAGAAGAUGUUGAGUGAGCUAAAGGAGAAAACUUCAGAUGUAGAUGGAGUAUUGGUAGAGGACAACAUGUUCUGUAUCUCUGUGCACCAUCGGAACGUGUUGAAAGAGGAUCAUGGAUUAGUAAAGAAGAAAGUUGAGGCCGUACUUUCCAAUUAUCCAAAAUUCCACCUCACAAAAGGUUUGGAGGUUCUUGAAAUCCGGCCAACCAUCAAGUUUAACAAAGGUGACGCGCUGCUCUACCUGCUUGAAACCCUCGGAUUCGCUAACUCCAAAAAUGUCCUCCCUUUUUACAUCGGAGACGAUAACACCGAUGAAGACGCUUUCAAGGUGCUAAAAAGCAGAAAGCAAGGGUGUCCUAUUAUUGUUUCUUGUGUCCCAAAAGAAUCCUUGGCUUCAUACUCGCUUCGCAAUCCAUCAGAAGUCCAAUCUUUUCUGAUGCUGCUAGCAAGAUGGGGCGCCGACCAUUCUUCUCACUGAUGAUCCCAUCCGACGUGGCGCCCUCAGCUCAGCUCGUCGUCUCCCACUUUCUGUACGUAUCUAUAUAUAUAUAUAUAUAUAUAUAUAUAUAUAUAUAUAUAUAUAUAUAUAUACAAGGCGUUGUUUUAUUUCUAAGUCCGCCUUGUGCAUACGCAGUUAGUUGUGCCACGCUUUUUGGGCCGCAACUGCAUGUUUAAUGUUUUCCCCGGUUAGUUCUUUUUUUUGGUCGUCUUUUCUUGCCCCAUCCAGUAGGCAUCAUAU
Molecule: messenger RNA, 1412 nt
Organism: Ipomoea nil (Japanese morning glory)
Lineage: Eukaryota; Viridiplantae; Streptophyta; Magnoliopsida; Solanales; Convolvulaceae
Product: probable trehalose-phosphate phosphatase 2
Exons: 8
Coding region: 126-1151 (341 amino acids)
Biological process (GO): trehalose biosynthetic process
Molecular function (GO): trehalose-phosphatase activity
Source: RefSeq, a predicted model, not a curated record